AUGGAUGCUAAUAAUGAUAAAAAUUCAAACAUAAACCGUAUAGAAAAGUGUCUAGAGUCGUUAUUGUAUCCAUCAUUGGUUCGCGUGCUCGAUGAUGCUUACAAGUCAGACGCUAUAAAUUACAGUCACAAAUUUCGCCAAAUUUUCAUGAAUAGACUAGUCGAAGAUCUAUGGAAAAAUAAUCCGUUGCAUCCAGAACGUAAGAAUUCAAAUAUAUGUAACAUGCCAUUUUCUACAUUCAGCAGUGAUCAGCUGCGACCACCACGAACUUUUUCUUGGGGUAUGUCUCGGAACCAAGCUGCUAUUAUCAUACAGUCGGCGUAUCGUGCACAUACAGUCCGGAUACGGCCUGACGUUGCGGAAAUGAGGGCUUUCUGGCGAGCACUGACGACCAAAGACCACGAGUAGAUGCGCACUGCAGUUGUGUGUUGUUGUCAAAUACUCCGACGACAAAGAAUGAAUUGAACUGU
Molecule: messenger RNA, 470 nt
Organism: Sipha flava (yellow sugarcane aphid)
Lineage: Eukaryota; Metazoa; Arthropoda; Insecta; Hemiptera; Aphididae
Exons: 2
Coding region: 1-408 (135 amino acids)
Source: RefSeq, a predicted model, not a curated record